Macrosiphum euphorbiae (potato aphid) is the source of this 1356-nucleotide messenger RNA. The record is from the annotation of a GenBank genome assembly. Lineage: Eukaryota; Metazoa; Arthropoda; Insecta; Hemiptera; Aphididae.
AUGGCUACGUUGGCCGAACACGCGGCUGACUUUAGUGGCAUGCUGGCCGCAAGUGGCAUGGGCAUGCCGCAGCCGAUGACCGCCGCACCGGUGCCGCUCGCCUUGCACCCGCACCACCAGUCGGUGCGCGGCCCUCUACCGGGCCUGGUGAAAAUCGCUCAGCCUCAACCGACGGCGGUGUCGGCGGCCAACAAGGCGGGUUCUCCGCUACAAAACGGCAAUCAGUCGGCUCAAGACGUCGCGGCUGUGGUGGCCGCACAACAGCAACAACAACAACAACAGCAACAGCAAUUACAACAACAGGCCAUCAUCGGCGGCGGCAAACAAAAUGGCUCCGUGGCGGUCGAACAAAUGGUUUCGGCACCAUCGCCCAGCGGCCGGUCAACGCCAAACAGCAGUACCGAGGGCACUUCGGCCAAACUCUUCGUCGGUGGACUCAGCUGGCAGACGUCGGCCGACAAGCUCAAACAGUAUUUCGGCAUGUUUGGUGAUGUGACCAACGUGCUCAUCAUGAAGGAUCCCAUCACGCAGAGGAGUCGUGGUUUUGGAUUCAUCACGUUUUCUGACGCUGAAACGGUGGAGAAGGUGUUAGCCGUGCCCAUACACACGUUGGACGGUAAGAAGAUCGACCCGAAGCACGCGACACCCAAGAAUCGCCCAAAGGCCGGCAGUAAGACCAAGAAGAUAUUCGUAGGCGGCGUCAGCCAGGACACCACCGCUGACGAGGUAAAGGCGUACUUUAGCCAGUUUGGCAAGGUAGAGGAGACGGUGAUGCUGAUGGACCAACACACCAAACGUCACCGUGGCUUCGGGUUCGUCACGUUCGAGAAUGAUGACAUAGUGGACACGAUAUGCGAGAUCCACUUCCAUACGAUCAAGAACAAGAAAGUGGAAUGCAAGAAGGCGCAGCCCAAGGAACUGGUGCAGCCAGCGGCCGCGGCCGCCGCAGGCCUGUUGCUGGGCAAGCGCCCUGUGUUGGUCGGUGGACCGCUGGGCGUCCGUGUGGCAGCCGCCCCGGUGUCGCAGGCGAGCCACCAGCUGGCAGCAGUGCAACAAGCUCAGGCACAGGCCCAGGCGCAGGCUCAAGCGGCCGCGGCCGCGGUGGCCGCGCACAACUACAACAAGCUGUUCGCCACUUACCCAGGACUGGCCAGCUACCGUUACGCCCCGUAUCCAGUGCCGGUGUCCGCAGCUGCGGCCCCGCAGCAAGCAGCCGCCGCCCCGCAACCGGUGCCCACAGCUGCCGCGGCCACGCAGGCCGCGUAUCCGGCCUACAGCCUGUCCGGCAUCGACAUGAGUGGCUUCCAAGGCAUCGACUGGUCGUCCAUGUAUGGCAUGGGCGGCAUGUACGUUUAG